UUCCGCUUUGAGGUUUUGUGCCACCAGAAACCGAUCAAAAUUUCAUUACGACAUCGCUGGUUUCGAAGCGGUGGUAAUUCAAUGUUUAAUGAAAACUUUGUGAAUUAUUACAAGUUUAAAACUGUGUUUAUUUGUGGACAUUUAUCGACGCUAGCACGUCGUUGUGUCUGUUUGCGUCCGUAUGCAUCGCUUUGGAAAAUCUGCGCAGUGUGCACGAGGACUUAUUGCUGUUGAGUAUUGGGUAACCGUAAAUAAUUGAAUUGAAUAAUUUAAAAUAAAAUUGAUCCUCGAACAUCUGGGUGGGAAUUGCACUUACGCGGCAGUACAACUUAGCGGACUAUUGUUGCAUUGAUUCUAUUGAUCGGAUACAUUGCGUGUAUGGGCGAUUGUACUGGAAUGUCAUGGAAUUCUUCUCAUGAGAAGGGUGGCCUGAAAGGGGGAUUCCAGCCCACAGUGCACGUGUCCGCGAAUUCGUAUCAGGUCUCCCCGUUUGGGUACUCCGCCGAUCGACGCCUGCCUGGUGCCGUUGCGUUUGCCCAUCCGAAAUCAUCCGACGGCAGUAAAAUCGCACUUUCUUCGCCCAGCAACAGCAGCGCUUCGUCCGCCGCGGCCACAGAUUACAUUCAGUGUGCUCUGAGCCAGCAGCUGGGCAAGGCAGCAUCAUCGUUGUCUAGGUCUCCUUCAUCGUUGGCUGCCGCUGCUGAGAUCUCGGAACAAGUGGAAAAUGACGUGCAGAGAAUCUUGCAAGAGUGCAUAGAGUUUGUUCCCGCUCAGAACUCAGCGAAUCAGCUGCUGACGAAAGUCCAACAACGAUGCACUGACAUCUCCACCAUUCCCCUGGUCAAGUUCAGCUUCCAUGGACAACGGAUGCGGGAGAUUCAACACACUGCCGAGGAUACGAUGUGUGAAAAGCAGGGAAAUUCAGUGCACGCAUCUUCUGGCACUUCCGAAAACCCUGCAUCCUCCUCCAGACAUUCCGCCCCGCCGGCCAGUCCGGCUAAAUCGCCGCUGCCGAGCAGCACCAAACCCUCUCUGGAAGACAGACUCCCUGAACCGAAGGUAAUCAUUUUCCCGGAAGCCAAAAUCAAACUAGAUUGGCCCCGACCGAAUAUGGCCGUCGGAUGUGGACUGCACAAUCUGGGCAACACCUGCUUCCUGAAUGCCACACUACAGUGCCUAGCAUAUACCCCACCGCUGUAUAAUUAUUUCGUCAAGGACGACCAUAAGCAGCAUUGUCGUUUCAACGGGUUCUGUGUAACAUGCAAGCUGCAAGAGUUCCUACCGUCCAUGCUGCGCAGCCCGGUGAAUGCGCUGCGACCUCAUGCGAUCACGUCCAACCUUCGUGCGUUUGCCAAGGGUCUGACAAUGGGACGACAGGAAGAUGCCCAUGAAUUUCUCCGCUUGCUCAUCGACGCCAUGCGGCGUUCGGCGUUAUCGGGAUACAAUCCGAAAACCCUGGAUAUCUAUAGUCAGGAAACAACCAUUACAAGUCGGAUAUUCGGUGGUUUCUAUCGUUCGCGCGUACAGUGCCAGCUGUGUAAGCAGCCAUCCAGUGUGUACGAUCCCUUCAUGGACAUCCCCCUGGAUAUUGGGAAGAACGUCACUGACCUGCAGGAUGCCCUGCGGACCUUCACCCGGACGGAGCAACUGACAUCGCCAAACAACCUCUACAAAUGUGAGCGCUGUAAAAAGAUGACGCCUGCCACCAAGCAGGUGACGAUCCAUAAACCGCCCAACAUCCUCACCCUGCAGUUCAAGCGGUUUCUUUUUACCGGGAUGAGUUCGCCCUCGAAGUUGGAUAAGGCUGUCGGCUUCCCUGAGCGGUUAAAUCUGCGGCCGUUUAUGAGCGCCAGUGAUGAUGCUUCCGAUGUGAUAUAUAAGCUGUAUGCGGUGCUGGUGCAUAGCGGUGGGUCUUGCCACUCCGGUCAUUAUUAUUCCUAUGUUAAUCCCAAUGGAACAUGGCACCGCAUGGAUGAUACUCAGGUGUACCCUGUGAAUAAACAAAUGGUUUUAAGUCAGAGAGCCUACCUGCUAUUUUAUGUUAGAAUUCCCAAUGAUCCAAAGCUCAACUGCGCCCAGCUGAGUACAGCGGCGCAGGCUUCCAACGGGCCAAAACCGGUCAUUGGUCCGCAGCUGAAGCCACCCAUUGGACCGCAGUUGGAUAACCGUCCCAGCGAGAAAUUCGCCUUUUCUUUCAGUGAUCACGCGAAGCCCGCGUCGGCCAACAAUACUCUCAACGGAAAGGACACCAAUCAGUCACCUUCCCCCUCCCCUUCCACACCAGCGAAAUCCAAAACCGCUUUGAGUUUCGCGCAGCGCAGCACUCCCAUGUUCACGCCGCGUGUUUUAACUUGUAAGCCAUCUCCAGCGCCACAAAAAUCCUUACCACCGUCCCAAUCCGGCAAAUCUCUCGUUCCAUACCCGGAAGACGACGAGGACGUUAUUCCAGCUCCUGAACCGGCGUCCAGUAAGAGCUCCGCGUCGUCCACAUCCUCUGAGAGCAGCAAAGAAAACCGAGAGUUCUCAAAGAGCGUCAGUCCAGCCAAGGAAAGUGCGGUGCAACCGCCAACAGUGGACAGUCCGUCGGUGGCGAAAGCGGAGCCGAUGUCACAGCAGUCGUCAACGGUCAGUUCCCGUUCAACAUCCAGUGAGAGCAGUGCAGUCGAGGAACGUUUGGCGGCACUGCGAUUGGAAUUGAAGGGUGGAACUAUGUCCAAGAAGGAUCGGCGGCGGUUGAAGAAGCUGGAGCGACGGCUGCGGAAGAGUAAGGAGCGGACGGUGGAAGAUCAGGUGGCGCCGGUGGUAGUUUCUCCGGAGAAUGAUCGCAAGCGAAAGAAGAAGAAAAACAAACGGCAGCGAAAUUCAUCGGGGAGCACCACCUCGUCUUCGGCUUCCAAAUCGGAAAUGGUGUGGGUGGAGAAAGACAAAAUAAGUGGGAGUGGUCCAUCCGCUGCGAUUCCAGCCGGAAACGAGCCGCAACCCGAACCUACGCUGCUGAACGGUAAUAAGAAAUUUAUUCUGGAACAGUCGAAUUCGGUAUACGGAGCGGAUGUACGUGGCUGGAAUGGCGAACGCUCCUUGUUGGACAGCCAAGCCGAUCUGGUGAAAUCGGAACAACGUAAACGUUUGUUUGAAGAGAGCGAUCCGUAUGAAGAGGAGCUGGAUGUUGGACGAACAAAGAAAGUCAAGUAUGCAUCGUGGAAAAACGGUGACGGCCCGUCAAAAGCCAACACUUUCCAGCGGUUUCAGAAUGGUCUGUUGGAGGAUGCACUUCGUAGUAAGAGCAUGAAUUCGCACUCCGGACAGCGCGAUGUAUCCCGGAAUUGGCGACCAUCCAACGUGAACGGACAGAAUCGUCGAUCAGCAUCUCGAUAGCGUAGCUAUGCAGUACGCAUUGUGUCGCCAGCUUAAGCGUGAUUGGGUUUUAUUUCGUUAUUUGUGCUCCACAUUGGGCGCGUUUCAGGGCAUUUUUUUCUGGUUUGAAGAGCUGUUGUUAAAAAUUCCGUUUCCCCUUGCUGUUAUAACCGGUUGGUUACUGUAUAACUUUUAUUGGGAAUCAUAGCUAACAUGAGGUAACAUGAGUAAUCAUUAGUAAAACUGAAAUUGGAAGCGAAACGGUGAAUUAUUAAAGAAGCUUGUUA
This is a messenger RNA of Paramacrobiotus metropolitanus, 3641 nucleotides long. RefSeq names its product ubiquitin carboxyl-terminal hydrolase 36-like. Gene Ontology annotation, molecular function: cysteine-type deubiquitinase activity; cysteine-type endopeptidase activity. The transcript has 7 exons. Gene Ontology annotation, cellular component: nucleus; cytosol. The record is from RefSeq and is a predicted model, not a curated record. Gene Ontology annotation, biological process: protein deubiquitination. The coding region runs from base 379 to 3375 and encodes 998 amino acids. NCBI's taxonomy places the organism in Eukaryota, Metazoa, Tardigrada, Eutardigrada, Parachela, Macrobiotidae.